Meira miltonrushii is the source of this 864-nucleotide messenger RNA. RefSeq names its product proliferating cell nuclear antigen. The transcript is spliced from 4 exons. Gene Ontology annotation, cellular component: PCNA complex. NCBI's taxonomy places the organism in Eukaryota, Fungi, Basidiomycota, Exobasidiomycetes, Exobasidiales, Brachybasidiaceae. The record is from RefSeq and is a predicted model, not a curated record. Bases 1 to 864 code for a protein of 287 amino acids. Gene Ontology annotation, biological process: mismatch repair; regulation of DNA replication; leading strand elongation. Gene Ontology annotation, molecular function: DNA polymerase processivity factor activity; DNA binding.
AUGCUUGAAGCACGUCUAAGUCAAGCAGCUUUGCUUAAAAAAGUUUUGGACUCAGUCCGAGAGUUGGUUACUGAUGUCAAUUUCGAUUGUAGCGAAGAAGGAAUUCGAAUGCAAGCGAUGGACAAUUCUCACGUCGCUCUUUCCGCAAUUGAAAUUCGUGCAGAAGGUUUUGAUCCUUAUAGAUGUGAUCGUCCAAUGAGCAUCGGUAUGAGCGUUGCUGCUUUAACAAAAAUUCUCAAAACUGCUGCAAACGAAGACGUUCUAACGAUCAAAAAGGAUGAUGAUGGUGAUAGUCUAGGAUUGAUAUUUGAAGAUAGCAAAACCGAUCGCGUGGCUGAAUUCGAUAUGAAGUUGAUGGACAUCGAUUCAGAGCAUUUAGGUAUUCCUGAUACAUCAUACGAUGCUGUCAUCCGGUUAAGUUCAGCAGAAUUUGCAAGGAUCACUCGUGAUUUGAGCAACGUUGGUGAUUCAGUUAGAAUCUCAGUCUCAAAAGAAGGCGUCAGCUUCUCAGCAGAAGGUGAUAUCGGUAAAGCCAACUUGACAUUAAAGCAAGGAAGUGGAACAGCAGCCAACGUUGAUGAUGAAGAAGAAUCAGAAGAUGAUGAACCUAAAAAGAAGAAACGUAAGGGUGGCGCAAGCGGUAGCAAAGACGAUGAAACCGUUCCUGUUCGCAUUGAGAUGCAACAGAGCGUUUCAUUGACUUUCAGUUUGAAGUAUUUGAUGAACUUCUCCAAAGCAUCUCCUUUGAGUCGUGAAGUAGCUUUGCACAUGAGCAAUGAAGUUCCUCUUUUGUGUGAAUUUGCAUUCGAUGAUGGAUUCGUUCGAUUCUACCUUGCACCCAAGCUUGAUGAUGGCGAUGAAUAA